Molecule: messenger RNA, 595 nt
Organism: Lemur catta (Ring-tailed lemur)
Lineage: Eukaryota; Metazoa; Chordata; Mammalia; Primates; Lemuridae
Product: glycerol-3-phosphate dehydrogenase 1-like protein
Exons: 1
Coding region: 19-366 (115 amino acids)
Biological process (GO): carbohydrate metabolic process
Cellular component (GO): cytosol
Molecular function (GO): glycerol-3-phosphate dehydrogenase [NAD(P)+] activity
Source: RefSeq, a predicted model, not a curated record
AAAAAAAUUCAUUUGCAAAUGAUUGCUUUUGCCAGGAUCUUCUGCAAAGGCCAGGUGUCCACAGCCACCUUCCUAGAGAGCUGCGGGGUGGCCGACCUGAUCACCACCUGCUACAGAGGGCAGAACGGCAGGGUGCUCGAGGCAUUUGCCAGAAUUGCGAAGACCACUGAAGAACUAGAGAAGGACAUGCUGAACCGGCAGAAGCUCCACGGACCUCAGACUUCCACUGAAGUGUACCGCAUCCUCAAGCAGAAGGGACUGGUGAACAAGUUUCUAUUCUUCACUGUAGUAUAUCAGAUCUGCUAUGAAGGCAGACCCAUUCAAGAGACGUUGUCUUGUCUCCAGAGUUAUCCAGAGCAUAUAUAAAGUGAAUCAUGCAGUGUGUUGGGAAAAAUUCUGCCUUUCUGCUCAAUCUUUUGGAUUCAUAUGGAAACCAGGACCUGGCAACACGAUGUUUGCUUGACUGUAAUCCCAUCAUGGAUAUGUAUAAAUUUUUACAGGUUCCUUUUUUAAUUAUGAGAGGCAGUUCAUUGGCUAAGAUGUACUGGGCAACAACUAAACACAUGUGAAUGUGGCAGUGUGUGUUUAUUUCUCA